AAGAGAAACGACGCACGCACUCUUUAUCGCCCGUCCACGCCUGUCGUGUCUGCUCGUACUUGUCGCUUGUCGCGCCAAACGGUGCGACAGCCCAACCAAGCCCAACGACGGGACUACCGUAGACCGUGUCCAACUGGGCUAAGAGAAAGCGCCCUCAUUAUGGAGCAUGCGCAUUCGAAUAAUCCAACUUGAGCUCGUCGUUUUGGACAUCCGGCAUUAGCUCGUUCUUUCAACGAUUCAAGAUGGCUGAUCAGACCGAACGCUCGUUUCAAAAACAGCCAACGGUAUUUUUGAACCGGAAAAAAGGACUUGGUCCCAAGUCCCGUAAACCUGCCCGCUACAGCCGAAAUGUCGGGCUAGGGUUUAAAACACCACGCGAGGCCAUCGAGGGGACAUACAUAGAUAAAAAAUGUCCCUUCACAGGGAACGUUUCAAUAAGAGGACGAAUCCUGACUGGUGUCGUCCAGAAAAUGAAAAUGCAGCGAACGAUAGUGAUCCGCCGGGACUAUCUUCAUUAUAUCCGCAAAUAUAACAGAUUCGAAAAACGCCAUAGAAACAUGAGCGUUCAUUUGAGCCCCUGCUUCAGGGAUGUUGAAAUCGGAGAUGUGGUUACAAUUGGAGAAUGUAGGCCAUUGAGUAAAACUGUUAGAUUCAAUGUUCUCAAGGUCACCAAGGGAACUGGAUCGAAAAAGAGCUUCAAGAAAUUUUAGAGCUCUUCAGAUUUCAUUCUAAGUAUGGAGGAAACAUCGGGGAAAAAUCAUUGGAGGCGCCGUUGAGGAAGAAGUUGAAUAAAUUUCUUAUCACGGAUUAAA
This is a messenger RNA of Venturia canescens, 812 nucleotides long. It is a transcript of the gene RpS11, whose product is annotated as 40S ribosomal protein S11-like. Bases 243 to 710 code for a protein of 155 amino acids. The record is from RefSeq and is a predicted model, not a curated record. Gene Ontology annotation, cellular component: cytosolic small ribosomal subunit; ribosome. Gene Ontology annotation, biological process: translation. The transcript is spliced from 6 exons. NCBI's taxonomy places the organism in Eukaryota, Metazoa, Arthropoda, Insecta, Hymenoptera, Ichneumonidae. Gene Ontology annotation, molecular function: structural constituent of ribosome.